This is a messenger RNA of Neohortaea acidophila, 1144 nucleotides long. RefSeq lists its product as uncharacterized. The transcript is spliced from 3 exons. The record is from RefSeq and is a predicted model, not a curated record. NCBI's taxonomy places the organism in Eukaryota, Fungi, Ascomycota, Dothideomycetes, Mycosphaerellales, Teratosphaeriaceae. Bases 287 to 982 code for a protein of 231 amino acids.
CUGAUAUUCAAUUAAGUUCCGAGACUGAUGAUUCAACUGUUGUCCCCUCCAAUCGUCUUACAAACGAGACGUUCACGUGGAAGCGUCCGUCACAGCCUUGCGGGCCUGUGCGCAAGCACAGGUGCCUCAGGCUGCGUGGCGUCACAUUCACAACGAUUGUUUACCCUUCACCUCUCAACCCAGGCAACCUUGCAGACAGACAUUACCACGUUCGGAGGUGGCCGCCCGCUCGCACUCAUCCACCUCACUUCCACAUCAUCAUUCUAAGAAGCAACGGUCAUCAACUAUGGCCUCUCCAACCUUCGGCAGCGAUGCCUUAGAAGACAACAUCAAUGACACACCCUCCACCGCCCUUCCCUCGCGCCCGAACAAACGCAAGGCCACAAACAAUGAAGAAUCUGACGAUGACCAGCAAGCAUCCACGCCCAAGAAAGCCAAACUUCAACGUCGCAGAAACUCCAAAAUCGCCCGCAUCCUCCCCAUCGCCGAAUCCUACGAAGAAGCCGCCGAGCACGACAAAAUGCUCUUCGACCAGCGCGAAGCAGGCAAAGCCUGGCCCCUCAUCCGCGCCGAAUGGACCCGUCUGACAGGCGAAGAAGUGAAAUCGUCGACGCUGCCUAAUCGCUACAUACGCCUGAAAGCAAACUUCACCCAGCUCCCCCGCGAAGACCAGGCGCUCCUCAUCGCCAGCAAGCAAGAAGUCGAAGACGACUGGGACGAGAAGAAGUGGGGCUUCAUCGCGACGCGCAUGCGGGAGAAGAGCGAGGCGCGCGCCCGCGAGUUGGAUGGCGGGGCGGAGGAUGUGGCUAUGGCGGAGGCGGCGGUGCAGUAUGCGCCCGAGACGCUGUGCGUGCAGUAUCGGCAUUUGAUGCAGAAUGCGGAGAACUUGCCUGCGGCGAGGGAGGCGGCGGGCCGGCGCAAUCGGUGGGAGGAGCGGGUGUUGCGGAUUGUGGAUGGGGUUGAGGAGGAGGAGAGUGAUUAGGUGGGGUUCUUGAGGGGUGAGGGGAUGCGUGGGAUUCUAAGGAAGGUUGAGUUUGGUUUCUGUGUCUGCUAUGGAAGUACAGACAGCUAGCUGGGGUGAUUGGGACCAGCCAGACCAGGGUAUCGUAAAGGAAGCACCUGUUGCACGAUGGAGUGCAUUCCA